AUGGCACAACGCAGUUUUCCCCCAAGCGGGCCAAGCCCCGCACCACCACCGGGCGCCAUGCAACCGCAGCAACGGUACCCUGGUCCUGCACAACCUCAGGGAUCCCCUAUGCCGCCUAGACCUUACCCAGGACCCAAUUUUCCUGCUCGCAGUGGCUUCACGCCGCCUCCGGUGGGCGCCGUGGGCGGCGGCGGCGGGCCGGUGGGGGGCGCGGGCCCCGCCGCGCGGGCCGCUGGUGGGGCGGCGUACGGCGGCGGCGCGGCGGCGGGCCCCGCGGCGCAGGCUGCGAUGCGCCCGGCGCCCGCCGCGCCUGCGCCCCCUCAGCCCACGAAGCGCGCGGCCGACGCCAGAGCUCCGAUGCCUCCCCAGCACAAGCCUUUGUAUAACCCGGACGCGUACUCUUCGGCGGGGGGCGCCCCCGCGAAGCGUAAGAAGCGACUCGCUGACAAAAUAUUACCGCAAAAGGUGCGCGACUUGGUUCCCGAGUCGCAGGCCUACAUGGACCUGCUCGCCUUCGAACGGAAACUCGAUGCCACUAUCAUGCGCAAGCGUCUCGAUAUACAGGAGGCGCUCAAGCGACCCAUGAAACAGAAAAGGAAACUGCGAAUAUUCAUAUCUAACACGUUUUAUCCAGGGCAGGGCGACAACGCGGUGCCCUCGUGGGAGCUGCGCGUGGAGGGGCGCCUGCUCGACGACACCAAGAACGACCCCAACAAAGUGACGGGUGCGGAGGUGUUGCAGGUGAAGCGCAAGUUCUCUUCGUUCUUCAAGUCGCUGGUGAUCGAGCUGGACAAGGAGCUGUACGGUCCCGACAACCACCUCGUCGAGUGGCACCGCACGCUCACCACGCAAGAGACUGACGGCUUCCAGGUGAAGCGGCCCGGCUACAAGAACGUGCGCUGCACGAUCCUGCUGCUGCUGGACUACCAGCCGCUGCAGUUCAAGCUGGACCAGCGCCUGGCGCGCCUGCUGGGCGUGCACACGCAGACGCGGCCCGUCAUCGUCAACGCGCUCUGGCAGUACGUGAAGACGCACAGGCUGCAGGACCCGCACGAGCGCGAGUACGUCGUGUGCGACAAGUACCUGGAGCAGAUCUUCGGCACCGCGCGCAUGAAGCUGGCCGAGGUGCCCGGCCGUCUCGGGGCCUUGCUGCACCCGCCCGACCCCAUCGUCAUCAACCACGUCAUCGCCGUCGAGCCGCCGCACGACACCAAGCAGACGGCCUGCUACGACAUCGACGUCGAGGUCGACGACACCCUCAAGACGCAGAUGAACAACUUCUUGCUGAGCACGGCCAAUCAGCAAGAGAUCCAGGGGCUCGACGCCAAGAUACACGAGACGGUGGACACGAUCAACCAGCUGAAGACGAACCGCGAGUUCUUCCUGAGCUUCAGCAUGGACCCGCAGCAGUUCAUCCAGAAGUGGCUCGUGUCGCAGUCGCGCGACCUCAAGAGCAUGGGCGCGGCGGCGGGCGGCGGCAACGCGGAGGAGGAGCGGCUGGGCGCGUUCUACGCGCAGGCCUGGGCCGGCGAGGGCGUGGCGCGCUACAUGCACGCGCGCCUGGCGCAGCGCCGCCGCGACCUGGAGCUGGCGCUGCUGCCCGCGCAGCCCGCGCCGCCCGUCCUGCAGCGCCUCUAA
Arctia plantaginis is the source of this 1638-nucleotide messenger RNA. The record is from the annotation of a GenBank genome assembly. NCBI's taxonomy places the organism in Eukaryota, Metazoa, Arthropoda, Insecta, Lepidoptera, Erebidae.